Molecule: messenger RNA, 801 nt
Organism: Plasmodium malariae
Lineage: Eukaryota; Apicomplexa; Aconoidasida; Haemosporida; Plasmodiidae
Product: conserved Plasmodium protein, unknown function
Exons: 2
Coding region: 1-801 (266 amino acids)
Source: RefSeq, a predicted model, not a curated record
AUGAUUCAUAAUAGUUCCACAUCGAAGAAAAAGUUUCUCACGUUCAAUGAGAGCAAAGUAUUAGUUGCCAGUACUUUAAGAACUGGAAGAGGAAUAGAAAUGUUAAAUAAAAUAAUUAAUGAAAAAUAUUUGUUAAGAAAGGAAUAUAAUAAUUUAAAACUCCUGACCAAAUUAGGACUUUUGGAAAAACAGAAACUUGGUUAUAGUUUAUGGUUUAUAGAAAGAAAAAUUAGAUACAAAUUGAUCAUCACAUUUAACGAAUUUUAUUAUAAAUGUAAAAUUUCUGAAUGUGUUCAGGAAAAAAAAAAAAAAUGUUAUAAAAAUUAUAAUGGCUUUAAAAAGGUAUAUGGAUUAUUUAAGUUAGAGUCAAUAAUUCAGUUAAAGGCGAAAAAAUUAGUACAAAAUUUUUUUUCUAAAUUUUUUGUAUUUAAAGAAUUGUUUUUGUAUAGCAAAAAAGGAAAGAAAGGAAUAGAUAAUGUCUCGUUACAUCAAAAAGAAACUAGUAUUGUGAAUAUCCAAACUAAUUGCACAUUUCCAAAAGACUAUGAAUACUAUAAAUGUACGAAUUAUCAUUUACACAAAAAAUUUCCUUUGAGAAAUAUCAAUUGCGCGAGCGCAAAAGAGAUAAACUAUGUAUAUAAUAAUAAUUAUAUGGAAAAUAAAAAAACAACAAAACAAAAUUACUCAUUGAACAAAUCGUAUACCUUACUACCGUUAAUACCUUAUUAUUACGAUAAUUUGCCCUCUAUUAAAAUGUCUCAUCAUAAUAAAGAUUUGAUUAAAAAUGAUUAUAUCAGAUAG